This is a messenger RNA of Symbiodinium natans, 420 nucleotides long. The record is from the annotation of a GenBank genome assembly. Lineage: Eukaryota; Dinophyceae; Suessiales; Symbiodiniaceae.
AUGGCCAUCGUGGCCUGCAAUACCGAGGCCUGUCCUGCGAUCAUCCGCGAUUGUGAGUUCAGCAAGUGGAAUGACUGGCAGGAUUGCUCUUUGCCUUGCGGUGGUGGUCAGCAGCAUCGGUCCCGCGUCCUGCUGAUCGAGGCCUCUGAAGGCGGAAAGCCGUGUCAGGGUGACCUGGAGGAGUUCCAUGAGUGCAACACCCAGCCCUGCACGGCGGUGCCUCAGGUGGACUGUGCCUGGGGCGAGUGGGCGCGUUGGAGCGACUGCUCCGCGCUGUGCAACGGGCACCAGGAGCGCCAUCGCUCGAUCCUGGCCCUUGCGGAGCAUGGUGGAAAAGCCUGCGAGGGACCGGAGAGGGUCGUCAGAACAACGCAACCCGGCUCAUGGCCGGGCAAACCUUGGAUGAUGGCACGGAGGUAG